AUGCCGCCGGACGUGGUACAGCUGCUGCUGGGGGAGGAGACGGCCGGCCCCCCUUCCCCUGUACCCCGCAGGCACCGUUUCCUUUCUCUCCCUCCAAGUCCCCGACGCCGGACACAGCGAGCUACGGAGCAGGUCGCAUCCCUGCUCGUACCACGGCGCCCGCCACAGGCCGCAUUGGAAAGGUCAUAUGAGCAGCCUAUCACAAAAGAGUUCAUGUCACAGGUUUCUCAUCCUGACAAAAAAGCAGAAGAAUCCAUGCUUACGUUAAGCCAACCGAAUAUUGGUUUCAUCCAUGUGAAGAUUCAGGAUAUGAUUGAUCUAAAUGUAUACGGCAGCGGCCACGAUGCAGUUAUUGGCGAAGCAACUACAAUUCUCUGCUUCUCCUUGUAUGUCGUAUGCUCCCACUUUGUCAAUAUCUUGCUGGUACCGAGGAACCUGAAGCUAGGAAAGGUUUUUCAAAUGCGGUCUUACAACUCGAGAGCUCGUGGGCAGCUGGUGACUGUGAGCCAGCCUGGGGUGUGUCGCUAUGGUUCUAGGUUGGAUUGCUGUUAUGGCUGGAAAAAGAACAACAAGGGCCACUGCGAAGCUAUCUGUGGACAUGGCUGCAAGUAUGGCGAGUGCAUGGGACCAAACAAAUGCAAAUGUUUCCCUGGAUUUACAGGGAAAACCUGUAAUCAAGAUCUGAACGAAUGUGGACUGAAACCACGUCCCUGUGAACACAGAUGUAUGAAUACACAUGGCAGCUACAAGUGCUAUUGUCUCAACGGCUACAUGCUCAUGCCAGAUGGCACAUGUGCAAGUUCUAGGACAUGUGCCAUGGUGAAUUGCCAAUAUGGAUGUGAAGAAGUCAAAGGGGAGAUACAGUGCCUUUGUCCAUCAGGUGGCCUUCAGUUGGGACCGAAUGGAAGGACAUGCAUUGAUAUCGAUGAAUGCUCCAUUGGCAAAGCUGUCUGCUCUUACAACCGCAGAUGUGUCAACACAUUUGGAAGCUACUACUGCAAGUGCCAGCUUGGUUAUGAACUGAAAUACAUCAGUGGCCAUUAUGACUGUGUAGAUAUAAAUGAAUGCGUGACAAAUACACACAGGUGUAACCUCCAUGCAGAGUGCCUCAACACCGAAGGAUCCUUCAAAUGCAAAUGUAAACAGGGCUACCGGGGAAAUGGAUUUGAUUGUGCUGUUAUCCCUGAAAAGUCAGUGAAGGAAAUAGCAAGAAUCCCUGGAACAGCUAAGGACACAAUUAAGAAACUUCUUGCACAUAAAAACAGUGUGAAAAAGCAUGAAACAAUCAAGAAUGUGAUCCCAGAAGCAGCCAUGACACCAGCUUCUAAGACCCACCUGCAGUUAUUGGGCUAUGAAGGCGGUAUUGAUCUCGGUGGGAGCUACACUGAGGAAGAGAAAGAAACUGAAGCUACUGCAGAAGAGGAGGCAGAAGAGUCAGAUGAAGAGGAGAAGGAAGAUUUUGAGAAUCAAAUUGACCACGAGCGAAGCCUUAGAGGAGAUGUCUUUUUUCCCAAGGUGAAAGAAGCAGCUGCCUUCGGCCCUCUCCUGGCACAGAGGAAAGCUCCAGUGUCGAGACCAGAGCAAGAAGUUGAUUGCAGCUUCAGUCGAGGGGUCUGCGACUGGAAACAAGAUGCUGAUGAUGACUUUGACUGGAAUCCUGCUGAUCGAGAUAGAGGCGAUGGGUACUACAUGGCAGUUCCAGGUUUUGUGGGGCACAAGAAGGAUAUGGGGCGUCUAAAACUUCUCCUCACUGAUCUCAGACCGAAGAGCAGCUACUGCUUGAUUUUCAGUUAUCGGCUUGCUGGAGAGAGAGUGGGGAAACUUCGGGUGUUCCUGGCAAACAAAAAAACUGCUCCUGUCUGGGAGCAGAACAAAGGAAAAGAUGAAAGGUGGAGAACCGGAAAAAUAGAGAUAUUUCAGGGGGCUGAAACAACUAACAGCGUCACUUUUGAAUCAGAACGUGGGAAGGGCAAAACUGGAGAAAUUGGAGUGGACAAUGUUGUACUAAUUUCUGGUCUAUGCCCAGAAGAUACCUGAUAAUGGAUAUUUGAGUAUACUGGAUUUAAUCCUAUUUUUAAUAUUUGCCUUACUAGUAGUGUAAUUUUGAAGCAUUUUCUUUAUAAAAAACCCAAAACCAUAAAAACUGUGCCUUGAACUUAAUGCAGCAAUGAAAACAGAAAAACUGAUGUGCAAGAUGCAGAGUACACUUUUUAAUGAGUUAUUCUAAUACAUGCUUUGAAUGUAGCACUACUGUAUUUUAUAAUUCAAGGACAGGGUAUCUAAAGUAUUAUUUGUCUAGCUUUUUUACAAAUUCUACAUGCUUCUAUUCCUUAAAGUUCUUUUCAAGGCUAUUCUUAAGUCUUCUAUUUUGUUUCUUCUACUCGACAAGAACAUAAAGCAGUAUUUAAGAGGAUGUUACUACUUCAGGUGACGUAAUUUUAAUUUCCUACUUAGUGUGUAGAUAUUCAAUCUAUUCAACAAGUAAGAGGAAAGAGAGGAGCUUUAUUUCCUUCUUGAUGGAGCUACGCAAGUUGUAAGUGGAGUCAUGUCUUUGAGGAAUAUUUUCAUUACUAAUAAAGUAUGUAAAACAUC
Aptenodytes forsteri (emperor penguin) is the source of this 2592-nucleotide messenger RNA. It is a transcript of the gene EGFL6, whose product is annotated as EGF like domain multiple 6. The coding region runs from base 1 to 2037 and encodes 678 amino acids. The transcript has 16 exons. Gene Ontology annotation, cellular component: membrane. NCBI's taxonomy places the organism in Eukaryota, Metazoa, Chordata, Aves, Sphenisciformes, Spheniscidae. Gene Ontology annotation, molecular function: calcium ion binding. The record is from RefSeq and is a predicted model, not a curated record.